Molecule: messenger RNA, 1805 nt
Organism: Anopheles aquasalis
Lineage: Eukaryota; Metazoa; Arthropoda; Insecta; Diptera; Culicidae
Product: protein obstructor-E-like
Cellular component (GO): extracellular region
Molecular function (GO): chitin binding
Source: RefSeq, a predicted model, not a curated record
CGGCUGGACGCGCGCACCGCUCGUAGUAGUAGCCCGCAAACACCCACAGCUUGCAGUCAAGCGGCCUCCCCCUCCAUCUCCCCCCCCACCGGCCAACCAGGGCCGCGUUCCCCCCCCCCCCCCCCCGAAGCAACCGAAAUUGUAAAACAACGAAAACAGAAAAAUGGGCUGCAAAGUGUUAAGGACACCGGCGGCUCUCCUGGUGGUGGUGGUGGUGGUGAUGGUGCUACCGGCGGCCAUUGUUGCGCAGUUCAAGUGCCCGAAAAAUCGGGGCCAGUUCGAGGAUCCGAUCCAGUGCGACAAGUAUUACGUGUGCGAGGACGGCGAGGCAACGGAGAAGCUGUGCCCGGACGGGCUCGUCUUCGAUCCGACCACGAAACUGAUCAACAAGUGCGACCAACCGUUCAACGUGGACUGUGGCGAGCGGUUCGAGCUGCAACCGGCCCAGGGCACCACCGACUACUGCCCGCGCAAGAACGGCUUCUUCAGCCAUCCGGAUCCGUCGAUCUGCAACAUCUUCUACAGCUGCAUCAACGGGGAAGAGCUGGAGAUGAGCUGUACCGGUGGGCUGCACUUUGACGAGAAGUCCGGCACCUGCGUCUGGCCGGACGUAGCGGCACGCGAGGGAUGCGGCAGCAACGCCAACAAGAAACUGAACGAUGGCUUCCAGUGUCCGAAGGAGACGCGCUACGACAAGAACGGGCAGGUCAUCACGCACCCAAACUACCCGCAUCCGACCGACUGCUCCCGGUUCUACUACUGCCUGAACGGUAUCGAGCCACGGCUGGGCCAGUGCGACGCCAAGCUGGUGUACAACGAGGACCUGCAGCGCUGUGACGAGCCGGAGAAUGUACCGGAAUGCAAGGACUGGUACAAGGAGGAGGAGGGCAACGCGAAGAACCGCUAGGGUCGCCCGUCCUCCUCAUCAUUCGCUUUGUGAUACUCGCAGAAAAAACAAAAACAAAAACAAACAAAAAAACCGGCAACCAUCAUCGCUCGCUCGCUCGCUCGCAGCCCACAAAAGGGGGGUUGCGUUUGUUUGACGUCAGUCGGGCGCUGGGCCUCUCAAAACAGACCAUCCAACCUUGCCGGAGAGGAGGAGAAGGCAACGGCAAUCAAUCAAUCAAUCCGAUCAACCGUAACCGUGCGAACAUGUGUGCGUGUACAUUGUGAAGAGAAAGGGGGGGGGGGGAGGGGGGAGAGAAAGAGUGAGUGAUCUUCCAGGAGUUAUUGACCCCCCUCAUCUGCCACGAUCAUCUUCUCGCCCUCCAACUCAUUAUCAUGCUCACUUCCUUCCGUAUUCUUUGCACAUUUCCUGCUUCUUUCAUCUUCCUUUCUGUCUUGCAUUUCUCUCUCUAUCUCUCUCUCUCGCUUUCUCUUUUUUUCUCUUUCUAUUUUCCUCUCUCUCACCAUCUCAUCUACACAUUCGCACUCGUUCACUGCACUUUUUAAGCUCGCUAGCUUCCUAUACUCGCUCCCAAAGAUUAACCGAGGUGUGCCAACAGGACAACCGAUGCUGUACGGUUAAUUCGCCCAUUGAUUGAUUGAUUGAUUGGUCUCUCGAAUCGCCUUAGCCGCCACCACAAGCCAUUGGCCACCAACAGCAGCAGCAGCAGCAGCAGCAGCAGCUGCUGCAGCAAAAUAGUAGUACCGGCACCAUGUUGCUGUUACCGAACGAAAGAACAAGAGAGUAAACUUUAGGAAGCCACCGGGUAGAGAAGUGAAGUGGAAAACUAAACAGGCUAAACCAAUAAAGCUGCUUUCACAUCAGAAGGCGUCGUUCAACAGGCCGUGCGUUGGCGUUU